ACAAUAAUAAAAGAACAAAAGAACAAUUGUCGUAGUAAUAUCUUGACGUUAAACGUGGCAAAAAAAAGGCGUCCUACGAGUAAAAUGACGUUGAAACCUUAUGAAUGUUUACUCGAUACAAAUACCCUAAAAAAAUAAUAGAAAAACAGAAGAUUUCGGUUUCAGCUGCUUGUGUGCUUGCUUAAGGACCUAAUUGUAUGUGUUUAAGCGAGAGAUUCCGGUUCAAUUGCAAUAUACAGAGGCUGAAUGUUCGUGGCAGUUGGUAGGAGUAAGACACGCUACACAGACUCAAUAACCUCCUUUGCCUCGUUCUUCCAGAACCAUAAGAUAUAGCCUGAAGAGCGUCGUGGAAGCUUCUCUGUAUUACGUGUAACGUAAAAUCAUUCAAAAGGACGAUCUGUCUCAUUUUUUUCCAAGUUUUAUUAAGUAAAAUUCGCUAAAAUCACAUAACACAAACUCGACGAAAUGCCUAUCCCGUUUAUCGCCUACAUUACCAAGACAAAGUCCGAGCAUUUCAUUAACAACUGGAAAACCUAUGCAAAAGUGCUAACUACUUUGGCCUGCUUAGGUCUUUUCAAGCUCUGGACUUCGGGUGCCAAAAACACAUGGGAACGAAAACUGAAUGGAAUGGUAGUCAUGGUCACUGGAGGAACGUCAGGCAUCGGUAAGACUGUAGUCGAGUUCCUCGCAAAAGAGGGAGCUCAGGUCGUAAUUUUGUUGCAUACUGAACCUGAUGAAAUUACCAUUGAGCAAGUAAUGAGUUUGCGGAAACGAACAAACAACCAACUCAUCUACACUGAAGUUUGCGACCUUUCGUCCAUGUUAUCUGUGCGCAAGUUUGCGACAAAAUGGAUCGAUGCGGUUCCCGUCCGUCGUCUUGACAUGGUGAUUUUGUGCAGUGGCUAUAUGCAACCACCGUUUUCCACACGGCAAACGACAAAAGAGGGCAUUGAAUGGCAAUGGGCUGUUAACUUUUUGGGUCCAUACCAGUUGUUGCGAAUCCUGCGUCCUGCCAUUGUGGCCCAACCUGCGCAUCGAGAGGUUCGCAUUAUUUCCAUGACUUGCUCGGCGUAUGUGAUCGGUGACCUAGACAUACAAGACCUAAAUUAUGUGCAUCGUCCAUUCCCUAGUCGUCGUCCCUGGAGAGCCUUUGGUGCAGCCAAAUUAGCACUCAUGUCAUUCCUUACACACUACCAAGUGCAAAUGGUUCGUCAAGAACGACCAGACAAACUUCCUUCUAAUGUUCACACCAUUAUGGUUGAUCCUGGUCUUGUGCGUACUCCCGGACUGCGUCUCUUCCUUUCCCUGGGUACCGUUUGGGGCCUUAUUCUUUACUUACUUACAUGGCCUAUCUGGUGGCUUUUUCUGAAGGGCACAAAUGCGGGAGCCCAGUCAGUAUUGAACGCUAUUUGCAGUCCACAGUACGGCAUGAUGAAGGAGCCCAUUCUUCUUCGUGAAUGUUCUCCGGUUGUUGCUAGUCGCAAAGAAAUGCUCCUCGAAAGCUUUGCCGAGAAGCUGGAAAAGGCUGCCGACAAACAAAUUGCUGAAGCAGAGGCCAUCUACAAAAAGAACAAGGCCAAGACAGGAGCGAAGAAGUAAAAAGCGUCUAGCUCGCUUCACUCUUUUCUUAGAACUGCAAAAAAAAACCGCUCCAAAACCAUUCACUCUAUACCGUCUCUCUCACACACACACACUGUCAUCUCAUCUCGCAUGGUUCCCAUUGUAAAUGCUAUUUCAUACAGGCAAACGAUUCCAUCUAUCGUCUAACGUACAAACCAAAAAAAAAGAAAAGAAAGUAAUUAAACAUGUACCCAAUUUUUCCGCGUUUUCCUUACUCGGCCAAGACGUCACGCUUGUGACGCUGGUAAGGCUUCAGUUUCCAUUCCACGUCAGCGUCCUCCAUAUCCAGAGUUCCCAAACGAAUCUCGUAAAGACGCAUCUCAAAACGAGGACCCACCUCUGACAGAACGACAUCUUUGGGUCCGCUUUUCACGUAGACAUGAUGCCGGAAACUGAUGUAGUCAGAGUUGUUUGCAAAGGUCACAACACGAGGUGUCGUGUCCUUGGGUUCUGGAGGGAAUAAGGCUGACAGAACUUUUUGAGUACGCUUACCAAGCUUCGUGGUAAGGUUGUGGAAAAUCAAGUGAGGAUACGCUUCGGACAUCGUGCCGGUAUUUGGAAUGUCAUGACGGAGCACGACGUUGUGCAAGGUGAAAGAAACAGUUGGUCCGUACGGCAAGUGUGAAAUAACAAGUCCGUCAGGAUUACCGCGAUGUUCGUGCAAGACGACUAUGUCUGUAACGUCAUUCGCACGAGCAGCUUCGACCAGGCUUCCGACGACAAUGUUACCACGAUUCAAACGGUAUGCGUUGGGUAUGAGAAGACGCAUUUCCUUUGCAAACUGAGCCAGUCUAGAGGACGGUUCACGACUGGUCGUCACCAAGACCUUAGGCUCCCGCUCACCGAUCGUGCCAUAUUCGUCGUCAAUCUCUGGAACAUCGUCUGUCGCUGCGGUUUUGCUUUCAUCGUAUUUGUAGUCUUUUUGCAGUUGGGUGUCGUCUUGGACUUCUUUUGGUAGUUCCUUGUUGGAUUCCAAGGCCACUCUUAAAGCACGUCGUUUUUCAUUUAGUUUAGCCUCUUGAAGCUCUUUAUUUCUUUUAUAAAUGUACUGUCUCCGCUCACGAGCUGCUCGGCGCAACAUUCUGUAACUUUUUUUCCUUUUUUGUGGUGGACUUGGGAGAAGGCAGGAACACUGCGAGUCCAGUGGAGAAAUGCUCCCAAACAGAAAAACGAAACACUG
Schizosaccharomyces japonicus yFS275 is the source of this 2800-nucleotide messenger RNA. RefSeq names its product short chain dehydrogenase. NCBI's taxonomy places the organism in Eukaryota, Fungi, Ascomycota, Schizosaccharomycetes, Schizosaccharomycetales, Schizosaccharomycetaceae. The coding region runs from base 466 to 1599 and encodes 377 amino acids. The transcript has a single exon. The record is from RefSeq and is a predicted model, not a curated record.